UUGUUCGCAACGAGACGGGGAACGGCAAGACGGCAACGCCGUGCGCCACGUGGCGUGUACUUCAGAUCGGUCGGCGUCUCCUCUCCCUUCGUUCUCCCCUCGUCCUCCGAAAUUUCGUUCUCUUGGGAUUGACUUUCGGCACCCUCCUCGUCAGAAAUUGCCCUAUCCUCUUUUUGCCCAAUACCUAAAUGCAUGCGCUUUGUUUGAAAGGUUGCUCUCUUUGCAUCUUCCAUACUUUUUCUCUUUAAAUGAGAUAAAUUCGAAUUUGGAUUUGGAAAAAGAGAACGAAGUAUAAAGAGUGCGAUAGUAAUAAAAAUUGAAUUUCUCAUGUUUUUAGAUUAUUGCUUUAAGAUAAAGAAAUCAAAAAAUUAAUGCUGUGAAAUCAGUCGAGAUGUGCGAACGAAUUCUCGAACAAUUUUUUUAGGUUUAGAACAAAAUUUUAGCAUUGAAUCUCUUAUGCGUGGUUCACCUUUAUCAAUGCAGAUUAAUUUUAAUUUCUAUUUUACUUACUCUUUAUCUUUUUUAAAUUAAUGCUUAGAACUAAAAAAAGGAGUAUAAGUUGAAUUGAGAGGUAAAUUGAAAUUAACGUUAUAAAUUGAGAUUACAUUGACAUUUAUAUUUUACAACAUGCACUAAUUGUACGAAAUCACGUUCACGUGUCAUUUAAUUGUCUGUCUUAUAGAUAAAUUAGAUUAAUUAUAGAUAAUCAAAGGAAGCAUAAUUUUAAAAAAAUUAAACCGAAAAUUCUAUAUGUGUAUAUAAAUAUUCUAUGUGUCGUGUCCAGAAUAGUGCACGCGCGAUUUUCAUCGUCGUAUGAGAAAAUCCCUUGAAAUUGAAUGGCCAUAUUUAGCGUUACCCGGAGCGUUCGGAGUGUGAGGAGCACGGUGAAAAAACGAACAGACCCGGGGAUGUGAGUUGGCAUAUUUUAACCGCAUGUUCGAACGCACGGACCAACCAAUCGCGUGGCUCCGUUGAUGCCACGUUGCCGCGCGCAGCGCCCGCAUCCGACCAAUCGAAAGCCGGCGCGACGUGGGCGCGCCAUCUGUGCACGACUCGCGAAAAUGGCCGAGAAUGGCCCGUUUCAGACCGUGGCCAAAACUCGUCUUGCAGCCGUCGCCAUGUUUAGAAGUGUGUACGCGUCCUUGGGCGUGCGGUGUGACGAUGUAUCGUAAAAUAUUAGAUAUAGCUCAUGCGCCAUAUGUUACGUGAAGUACCCAAUUGCGAGUUGUCUCACGCGGAACACGGGCGUGACGAUCAUUCCCGUGGAUGGCGCGCCCACGUCACGAUAAUUUGUGAUUACAUUAUGCGUAAUGUGCAAUGAGUGAUAAACAAGGUGCACCUAUUUUACCACCCCUUAAUCGGGGUGCAGCUAAUAAUGGCGGAAAUAAUGGAAGUUCGGCUCAACAGACUGUCAGUCUGCAGCAGGUUCUUACCACCCCUCAAGGCCUCAAUGUGCUUGCCACUACCAGUGGGCAACAGUUUGUUAUUACAACUCAAAUUCCUGGUUUACAGGUUAUACAACCAAACAAUGCCACGACUAACGCGAGUGGAACGCAACAAGUUGGUGUUACAAGGUUUGUUAACAUCACGCCACCGCGCAAUGCUGUUGGAAAUGUCAGCAUCGCUGGCACAUCGCCUCAUUCGUCACCAGUGUCGCGGCCACAAAAUUCCCCGAAAGUUAUGCUGACAACGUCGCCGAAACUUGUACGCACCUCCAUAAGCAACAUAUUCGUGGCGCCAAUGUCGUCGUCAUCGCCAUCGCAGGUAUCGUCGCCGCAGGUGCAGGUGCAGUCACCGUCGCCACCAGCGAGGAAACGGCUGAAAUUGUCGGAAACUACGGAGAAAUCUAUUCCAUUCGACGCCACCGGCUAUCGCAGGCGGAUAAUGGAGCAUAAGAUGCGGCGGAUGCGUAGCGUACGUGAGAAGUACACUGAGAACGCGUCAGAGCUGUUCUUCCUGCAUGCCGGUGGCAACAUAAUGGAUUACUAUACUUGGCGAAAGCGAUCUCCAACGCCGCAAUUUGUACACUUUUUGCGUCAGCAUCGACUCGAUCCGGAUGACGAAAACGAGGAUCUGACUACGCCAUUGUCGUCAAUACCUGAAUUCUCGCAGCUGCCUGCUGUCACCACUACUAUCACCACUACUACAACCGUUACCAGUGCUAUUGUCACCGCUACCACCGCUGUCACAACCGUCACGUCCAGUGGUUCUACUGUAGUCCAGAUCCCGAGUCAAAGAGCAGAAGUUAAAAUUGCUGGGGCAGGUAGUACGCCAGUUGCGGUAUCCACCACUCUACCUGCUGCAGCUCUAGCCCAGCUUACUCAAGGACAAGUACCAGGUAGGCCUCAAGGAGGCCGCCAUGGCAUGGUGUUUGCCUUCCGAGCGGCAAUCCAGUCUUCGCCAGUCACCGUUCACCCUCCAUCCGCUUCUACCGUAACACCCACAUUCAUUAUAGGUGGAACGUCGGUGGACUCAAAAGCGACUACAACUACAAACAGUCCAGUAGUGGAAAAGUCAUCGAUAACCACUGUCGCCACCCCGAGAACAUCUAUAACAUCAGUUUCACUUAAUAAUCCCCAACCUAUCGUUAAGCUCGUUAAAUUAUCUACACCCACUACCAUAACUACUUCCUGUGAUAUCACAAACAAUCAGGAACAAAUAGUAGAAAAAGCUAAGCAGGAGGCGUACGUAAUGCAAAGGAUUGCAGAGUUACAACGUGAGGGAUUAUGGUCAGAACGGCGAUUGCCCAAAGUACAAGAGCCGACCCGAACCAAAGCCCAUUGGGAUUAUUUGCUGGAGGAAAUGGUCUGGUUGGCCGCUGACUUCGCCCAGGAACGUAAAUGGAAGAAGGCAGCGGCUAAGAAAUGCGCGAGAAUGGUGCAAAAGUAUUUUCAAGAAAAGGCAAUUCAAGCGCAGAAAGCUGAGAAAUCGCAAGAGCUUCGGCUGAAGAAGAUCGCCAGCUUGGUUGCUAAGGAAAUCAAGACUUUUUGGGCAAAUGUUGAGAAAUUGGUGGAGUAUAAGCAACACACGAGGCUAGAAGAAAAGCGAAAAAAAGCAUUGGAUCAACAUUUAAAUUUUAUUGUGGGGCAAACGGAAAAAUACUCCACGUGGCUAACGGAAGGUCUUAACAAGACCGAUGGUCCGCAGAGUAUUCCAGCUUCCAUAAAUAGUUCACGUAUCUCUUCGCCAGUUCCACUGGGAAAAUGCCAUUCCGAUGAGGAAUUCCAGCCAAAUCAGAGUUCAGAUGAUGAUGAGGAGACUAUAGCUAAGGCCGAAGAGGAAAUGAAAGCGACUAAUCAUAAAGAGGAAGUAGAGUUGUUAAAAAGAGAAUCGGAAAUACCCUUAGAAGAUCUCCUAAAGGAUUUGCCGCCAGAUUAUUUGGAAAAUCGCAAUAGAAGUCUGUCGCCGCAAACUGCAACGAAUGAAGAACAUGAAAAUGAGGAAGCAGUUGAUGCAGAUACAGACUUCAUUGCGGCGUCUGGCGAAUCUUCAGAUGAAGAAGAUACUAUUAUGGAAGAAGAAAGACUCGAGGGAGAAAUCGAUCACAAACGGGAGCUUGAUGAACUUAAGGCUGAUAAUGAAAUGUCUAUCGAUGAACUUGCUGCCAAAUAUGCAAAUAUGUCGGACAUGUUGAUGAACGUAGAGGAAACUGAAGGUACAGAUAAGGAAAGCAGCGACAAAGAAGCGGUGGCGGAGAUCGAAGAUCAGAUAACUAGCAGCGAGAGUGAAAGCGAAGAGAGUGAUCAUGAUAGUGAUGAGGAAGAGACUCGAACUCAAAGUGAUACCGAAACAGAUGUGGGACUUCAAUCUCUUCUCGAAGAUCCCUCCGCAGAAAAACAAUCGGACAAUAGAGUCGCAGAAGAUGAUCAUUCGGACGCUCAUAAUGAAAUGGAUAAUGUUGCUGCAUUGGCUGAGAGCAUCCAGCCUAAGGGAAAUACAUUACUCACCACUAGUGUUGUCACUAAAAUACCUUUUCUUUUGAAACACUCUCUUCGAGAGUAUCAACACAUAGGAUUGGACUGGCUUGUUACAAUGUAUGAUAGAAAAUUAAAUGGCAUUCUGGCCGACGAGAUGGGUCUAGGCAAAACUAUACAAACCAUCGCGCUAUUGGCGCAUCUGGCCUGCGAAAAGGGAAAUUGGGGGCCACAUCUUAUAAUUGUGCCGACUUCUGUGAUGCUUAAUUGGGAAAUGGAAUGCAAAAAAUGGUGUCCCGGAUUUAAAAUAUUAACAUACUACGGCACACAAAAAGAGAGGAAACAAAAGAGAACAGGGUGGACGAAACCAAAUGCUUUCCAUAUAUGCAUUACGUCUUAUAAAUUAGUAAUACAAGAUCACCAAAGUUUUAGACGAAAAAAAUGGAAAUAUCUUAUUUUGGAUGAGGCACAGAAUAUCAAGAAUUUUAAGUCACAGAGAUGGCAGUUGCUUUUAAAUUUCCAAACUCAGCGGAGAUUACUUCUUACCGGCACACCCCUUCAAAACAAUUUAAUGGAAUUGUGGUCGCUUAUGCACUUUCUUAUGCCUAACGUUUUUCAGUCUCAUCGCGAAUUUAAAGAGUGGUUUAGCAAUCCUGUCACAGGCAUGAUCGAAGGAAACAGCGAAUACAACGAGAAUAUAAUCCGUCGUCUGCAUAAGGUGUUGCGGCCAUUUCUUUUAAGACGAUUGAAAACUGAAGUGGAAAAGCAAUUACCGAAGAAAUAUGAGCAUGUGGUCAUGUGCCGUUUAUCAAAGCGUCAAAGAUUUUUGUAUGAUGAUUUUAUGUCGAGAGCCAAAACGAAGGAAACGCUCGCCAGCGGGAAUCUGUUAAGUGUAAUUAACGUAUUAAUGCAAUUACGGAAGGUGUGUAAUCAUCCAAACUUGUUCGAAGUGCGACCGACCGUUUCGCCAUUUCAAAUGGAAGCAAUCGAAUUCGUGACCGCUUCGUUAGUCUGGAACGCGCUCGAUUACGAUCCUUUUAAGCACAUCCAACUGUCUAGCUUGAACCUUUUGCUGUUAGAUCUAGAGGUGACACUCACUGCUUUCGUUGCGCAUAGAAUAAAUCGUCUGCGGACGCCCAGAAAACUUAUAGAAGAAAUAGAUAGUCAACCGGAACCAGCGCCGAGAUGUCCAUCUGGUCGUAUUAAGAUUAACGUUAGAUUAUCGAAUCAAGCGAAGCCACAACAGCAACAACAACAACAAGCGCAGACCAGGAUAAAACAUCUGGCUGGCGUAUUACCCACGCCAAGAGUGGGUACGUCUCCCUUGAUAAAGUCAUUAAAUACCAGCCAGAGUGGUCCGGGACAAGUCUCAGGGGUUACAUUGAGAGUCGCGAGUGGUCAACAACUGCAAGGUUAUUCUCUGCAACUAGUGCCGCAUCAAGGUAGUGUAAAAGCUAUUCCUGUGGCAACAUUGGGACACAAUCCGCAAAGUACCACCGUAACAUCAACCACGGCGUCGACGAACGCGCAAAGAAUUACAGUGGGAAAUGCUAACAUCAGAGAUGGCAUUCAACGACUGGCAACGCAAACCGUCACGGUCAAACAAGGCGAUUCCGUCCAAAGAAUAGCAGUGCCUGGUUUUGCGCAACUGGUUCAAACUUCUACUGGUAGACACUUCAUUUUGACGCCGAGUCAACAGAACACUAAUACAGUUUCUUUUCCAGUCAUGACAUCAAGCACACCACGUUUUACGGUGUUAUCUAAAUCACUGAUGGGUCUGUCCACAUCGGGUGCCACAACGGUGAACAAGGUCGUUAGUGGAGUAGUGACAACGCCAAGCGGUCGACCCGUCAUGAGAGUACCUCCUUUGAAUGUAACUGCCUCGCAAUCACCAAGCGGAAACAAUGGCCAACAGAUAGUCAGUCAGCAACAACCGCAAUCGAUACGUAGUAUAGUUACCAGACAGGCUCAAAAGGAAGUCGCGAAAGCACAGAACAAAGAGGAACCCAAAUCCGAAUUUUAUUUGCCGCAAUUAGAAGAAGAAAGGAGACAGAGGAGACAAACUAAAUUGCAUCUUUUAGCAAAUGUCAACGAACGAAGAUGUGCGGCGUGCCCGCUUUACGGUGAAGAUCUUUUUAUGGCUUUGAGAAUUGGCAAGCCUACGACAGCCUGUCGUUGGCACAAUGGUUGGGUACAUUGUACGACAUCUAAGGAGAAUAUUCACACUCGGAAAGAGUUUUUUUCACGCACAGAAGCGUUGGCAGAAGCUAUCAAGAGCACGGAACAGAUUGUUGAAGAAUUUAAAGAGGUUUUCGAAAGAUUUGUAAUCUACGUGCCAGCUGUCCGGGCACCAGUGCCUCGGUUUCACGUAUCUCAUCCGUCGCCGCAUAAACUAUGGAAUGCGCGUCGUCUAUGGACUGAUUUACAGCAGCAACUGUCGCCGAAAUUGUCCUUGUUCCAUCCAAUUUCAAGCCUCAUGCUUACACAGUUUCCCGAUCCCAGACUGAUUCAAUACGACUGCGGCAAGUUGCAGUCGCUGGAUCAUCUAUUGAGAAAACUGAAAUCCGAAAAUCACCGGGUUCUUAUAUUCACGCAAAUGACCAGAAUGCUGGACGUAUUAGAAGCCUUUUUGAAUUUUCACGGGCAUAUUUAUCUGCGACUGGAUGGCACUACCAGAGUGGAUCAACGUCAGGUUUUAAUGGAGAGGUUCAAUGGAGACAAGCGAAUAUUUUGUUUUAUCCUAUCGACAAGAUCUGGUGGUGUUGGCGUGAAUCUGACAGGCGCGGACACUGUAAUAUUCUAUGAUAGCGAUUGGAAUCCUACGAUGGAUGCUCAGGCACAAGACAGAUGUCACAGAAUAGGACAAACGCGGGACGUACAUAUCUAUAGAUUAGUUAGUGAAAAGACUGUUGAAGAGAAUAUUCUAAAGAAAGCGAACCAGAAACGAUUGCUAGGAGAUCUUGCUAUUGAAGGCGGCAAUUUUACUACGGCGUACUUCAAAAGCUCUACUAUUCAAGAUCUAUUUAACAUUGAUCAAACGGAAAACGAUGCGUCAACGCGAAUGGCUGAAGUGCUCGAGCAAAAUCGGGAUCGAGAGAAAGCCUGGAAUAAGGAUGUGACAGCAGGAACAUUUCAAGGUGUUCUUUCUGGACAGCAUACGGAAGAGAAAACAGCAAUGGGCGCUCUUGAAAGCGCUCUCGCAGCUGUUGAAGAAGAUCUUGAUGUUCAGGCUGCGAAGACAGCAAAAGCGGAAGCUGUUGCCGAUCUUGCCGAGUUCGAUGAGAACAUUCCCCUGGAGGAAGCUGACAAAGACGACACGCAGGUCAGCAAGGCAGAACAGGAUGUUCAAAAUCUGAUUUCUCAGCUGACUCCAAUUGAGCGAUACGCGAUGAAAUUUGUUGAGGAGUCCGAAGGUGCGUUCUCCGCAGCACAAUUGGCCGCAGCCGAACGGGAGCUCGAAGAACAGAAAAAGGAGUGGGAGCUGGAUCGGUUGCGGGCGCUACGCGAGGAGGAGGAACGACGCAUGCGGCUUGCUGACGACGACGAGAAGCCGCUGACGUUUGGCCGCGAGGAUGCGCAGAAUCAGGUUAAUAGCACUACCGCCAAAGGCGGUUCCAGGCGAUUAGUUAGUAAGAGAUUAAUAGUACCGAGUAGAAGAAGUUUGCGUAGACGUGGCGGUAGUAGAAAGAGACGCGUGCGUGAGUUUUCGUCGGAGAGCGAAAACGAGACUACUAGCACGGAAUCAGAAUCAGAUUCAGAAUCGCAGGAGGAUGUGGUUGAGGAUAGUCUUGAUGAAGAAUCGAGUCAUACGGAAAGUCAAAGUCAAGGGGAUGAGGGCGAAGAGGAGGAAGGAGAAGAUGACGAAGGGGAAAGUGGAGAAAAAGAAGAGAGCGAUGAAGAGGAGGCUGGUGAAGGAAACGAGGAUGGGAGAGCGAAUAAUCGUGACAAUUCCGAGCGAGGAGGAGGUUUCUCAAGACGAAAGGGUCGCCUAGCGGGUUCUGGGUCCUGCACACGGAAUCAUUUUGAUUUGAACAGUCCACGUACCAGAUCUCGUGGAAAUGUUCAAAUCAAUCUUUGGACCCUAGACGUGAGCCCGAUCUUACCUGGUGUAAAGCCAAAUUUUCGCCGGCAGCGUAAGAAAUUUCAUCGCGCGAAGUCCGAGGAAACCUCUUCGCCGUCAUCAGUUGACACUUGUCGUAAAAAAACCAUUCGAAUCAAUACGAACACCAAGGUUUCCAAUUCUGAUCAGAAUUUAAAGACUGAGAUUAUUGAGACGGAAGUUGAUCGAGGUUUAUCGAAGAACAAACGAGAUCCGAAUCUCGCGUCGUCCUUGAUCAAUUCGAAUAGUGUGAAGCGAUAUAUUGCCGAUUCUAAUGCGGAGCGAUCAAUCGACGAUUAUGUAGAUUCUUCGACAUCAGUUGUCAAAGCGCAGUCGAACCAAACGAAAACGUCGGAAUUGAUCUCUAGUGACGCAAUGGAUGGACAAAGUGUUAAAAAAGAAAAAGAAAAGAAUGACGAGAAACUGACAAACGGUACUAAUUUAGUCUGUUCCGUUCAGGUGAUGCGGUGUUCGCAUAAAGUAUUGUCCACGACCUACAAGAAGCUCGAACCCGAGAUAAAUCGUAACGAGGAUGCAGAGAAUCUCGAUGUAAAUGUCAGUGCGAAGGAUUCUCGAUCUUCUUCGGGCACAGUACAGCCAGAUGCGUCCUUGAAGCGCUCGAAAGAGACUACGAUAGCCAAGCCCAAAUCGGAAUUCAGCACAUCGGUCAAUUCUUUGUGUAACAAUGUGCGAGGGAAAUUGGUUGCGCCGAAAGAGUCAGAUAAAAGCGUUGAGUCACCUUCGAAUCGUUCUUCAGUUCCUCUUUUACGAUCGAAAACAUUGCGAAACGGAAGUCCUGACGCGGCUGACACAAUCUCUAAACCAGUCCCGAUAUCCCGUGUUUCCACUGUACCGAAAAAUUCCAAGACUAAUAUAAGUACUGACGAACCUUAUGAUAACGCGAUCGAGGAUAAAGAUAAAGAUAAUUGCGAUGAAGCUAAUGAUGACGUCGAGUCGGCAAUAUCCGCGACGCAAAAGUCUGGUCAGAGAUUUAAUUCGAAAAGCGAAAAUUUAGAUACACAAAUAUCGGAAAAAGAAAUAAGCGAUAUGGUGUCAAACGCGACCGACUUUUUAAUGCCUAUGGUAAAAAGCGAAUUUAAUUUAAACGAACCCAAAUCGAAAAUACGAAAAGUGGACAGCAUGGUUCAACGAAGCGUAACAACUCGUAGCUCAAAAAUUCCCUCAACUAUUAAUCAUAUAGAGGAAAAUAACAUGCAACUGAUGAACGACAAGAUCGAUUCGAUAUCGGAGAAUAAAAAUGGUUCGCAAAUGAAAAUAACGGGCCAAGUAACGCGAAAAACAGACAAUUCUCAGCAUUUAGUUGCGGAACAGAGUAGAAUCACACGUUCGACAAGUCACUCGUGGACGCCUCCGCUUCCACCUUCAGUUAGCAAUGAUGAGACGACACAAAAUUUACCGAAACUGACACCGAGACGAAGACCAGACACUCCUCUUCCGCGACCAAUCACGAGAUCUACAACUGUGAAUUUUCCCGCGAGAAUCGAUGCAAUAUUGCCCAGUCGAGUCGAAAAAUACACGACUCGGAAUUCGAAGCAGUGCCAGGAUAAUGGCCUGUUCAGCUCUCCAAUGCCGUUUAGACAUAAUAAAUCGCUACCGCCUAUAAAAUCAGAUUCAAAAGAGAUUCCAAUGACGAUUACGGUGGUCUCAGCGAAACGGCGGCCAGACACACCCCGACCCAAUAUACCGCUUAGUCAUAACAACGAACAAGUAUCUAGAGUGACGCGCUCAGGAUUGCUCUUGAGUUCCGCUCUCUCGGCAAAGUCACUAUCAUCGCCAUUGUCAUCUUCCUCUUCCUCCGCACUUAGGACGACCGCCAAACAGAUACGAACCCCGUCAACGAGCAGUGAGAGCGAAAACAUCGCAAACUCGUCGGCUUAUGAGAAGCCUCAAAGAACGGCCAAGGUCGUGGCCCUUCUCACUAUAGACACAAGAAAUAAUAGUAGCAAGAUCUCAUCAGGUCAAUCUAAACCCAACGUCAAUUACGAGAUGAAGGUCCAAGACAAGGAACUUUCCAUGUCUCGAGUAUCAGACUCACUGAAAGAACAGCAGGAAGUCGAUCAUGAGAGCUGUGACUCGUCUGACGUAAAAUCCAAGAAACUGCGUAGGGAAACGAAACGUUGUAAAACUGUAUCAAGCUCGUUGGAAGACGAAAACGGCUCUAACGACGUUAGCGACGAAGAUCCAUCGCAGAGGAGAUCUCGCUCUUCGCAGAUUUCUCCCUCGCCCUCCUCCUCUGUUACAACAACGCGAUCCGAAAAACUAAAAGGUACCACAGUAUCUUGAGCCACGCUGAAGUAUUAUUGUGGUAAUCGUUGUCGAGAACGCAAGUUAUUCGGUCGGGAAUACAAUUGUUAUUUGACAAAAUCAGUCAAAUGUUAUUACUCUACUACUGCGUCUGCUAUUCAAUCUGCCUACUAUGUGCGUGAUGCAGGGUUUAGCAUUUGUCGCGUGAUAUUCUUAUCUUGGUGCUUCUUUUAUUAAGAUUCUUUCAGUAGUAAAAUCAAUGAAAAUGUGUGCACAUUUUUCAAUAUUUGUGCAUUACAAUAUAUAAUUGAAAAGAAGUAAGAGAUAUAAAAUGAUAAUUUUCUUAAGAUUUUAGGUAUAACAUUGAAAGUUUACUUACAUGUAAAUUUAGAAAAAAAAAUAGAUCUUGUAUAGAUAUAGAAAAAAAUUAAAUAAUUAGUUUAUGGCAUAGAAAGUAUGAAAAAAAUUUUUUUGAAAAAAAAUUUAGUGGCCAAUAUUUAUAGUCGAUUCUUAUUUUAAGACUAUCAUAGAGAGCGUUUUAUUUGACACUCGCAACGCUCGCGAGCAUCCUUGUUUAAUAUUUGAUAACAACAAGGGUGAAAUAAUUUCGAGAAUAUUGCGAGCGUUAAGUAAAACACCCUCUCAGUAAUAUAUCAAAAUGCCAAUAUGGUUCUGUGAUUGAUUGAUGACAUCUUAAAAUAACAUUUAAGAUGGUCUUAAGUAUGAGGAUUGACUAUGAAUAACGGUCUUUGAAACAAAAUUGUGAUUAAGAAAAGGUAAUUAAUAAAAAUUGUAAGAACAAUUUAUCUUUCUUCUUUUUUCUUUGAAAAUUUAUGAUAAUAUAAAAUAUGCUUCUCGCAUAUUUUAAUUGAGAUAAAUUUACUGCAUGUUUUGUUAUUAUUUGUUAGAGCUUCUAUUUAUUUAUCAGCUUGUUUCUUUUAGAGAAACAAAAUGUAAGUUACAAAUAAGUGUGAGAAAUUGUUAUUUAAUUAUUAAGUUAAUUUAAAAAUAAACAUUGAGAGAAUUCUAAUGAAAGACGCAUAAAGUAAGAAGUUUCAUGAGAUAAAGAUGAAUCUAAACCUGGUUUUUAGAAACGCCUGCAAUUAAUCACGUUGAUAAUGCGUGUACCCGUACUUAUCCUAUAUUUAUCGUUCAAUGGCUACUUGAUUCUCUCUACAGAAUAAUCGUGCGAUUUUUAUGAAAGAGAAAAUUUUAUAAACAGAACAUACGCUAGAAAAGCUUCAAAUUAACUCUAGAAUUAUAUAUGAGAUGAAUUCCGUAAGCAGAAAAUAUUAGAAUUUUUAUGCAAAAAAGGGAAAAUUUUGAAGGAAGUUCUUUGUGAAAUUAGAUUAAAAAUAAGGAAAAUUUGAUAUUAAAAAAGUCACACGAGAGAAAUGAAAUAAAAUCAAAUAGAUAAUUCAGCGGUAAUGUGGGACACGAGUACGCAUCCCCCUGUACAUAAUCACGAUAUAAUUACGAUAAACAAUCUAUUUCCUCCGGGUUGUACCGGAUAAUACACGUGUAAUAUUUGUAGCAUUGUAAAUUGUACUCUGGCUUGCCCACUCCUCCCUCCUCCCUUUAUCUCAUUUACUUUAUUUGUUGUAAAAAUAUCAGCGGAUUCGUUUCUGCUGGCUGCACUUUCUACUAUUUUCAACUUUCUUUUUUAUUUUCUCUGCGUUAUUUUAAACCGCAUGAGAAAGUGCUGGCAGCAAGAGGUGGAUUUUCAAUCUUGUAUGUCUAGUGAUUUAUAUAAACGAGCAAAAUAGACGAGUGUAUUAUAUUAGAAAUGUAAACCGAAAUGAUUUCGGUCAAGCGAUUCUUUAGUGCGCUUGUUUAGUGCGUCACAAAACUAAUUUAUACACGUAUAUGACAGGUAUCACGAGUCAAGAAACGUGAUAAAAAAAGAAUAAUAUAAAGACUACAGGACGAAGCGCAGUAGUUUAAUUCCAUUUGAUCUAUUUCCGCUAUUUCACAGUGAUUCGAAUUUUACUUGAAGGGAGGUUUCAUAAUGAUAAUAAUUUAUUUUAAGUAAUGUGGGGCGGGGGAGACGGUUAUAUGAUUCUAGUUGGUACUUGUUUGGUAUUCAAGAAAGUAUCGGCUAACACAAGAGAUUUUAAUUGUGCCCCCUUAAGCUACGUAAUCACAGGAUAAUGACCUGAUUAUUUAUAUUAUAUAUACAUAUUAUAUGUAUGUAUAAUAUACAUUAUGUAUAUUAUUGUGUAUGCGUAAGGAUGCUCCCUUCGCCUUUUCCACUUGCCCUCUCCUCCGCCACAUACACACACAUACACAAACACACAGUAAUAAUUAAGUUGCGUGCCUGUAUUUUGUAUGAUCGAGCGAGAGUUCGAAGAAGAAAAAAUAAACGAAAUAUUCCUUACUA
Molecule: messenger RNA, 12658 nt
Organism: Monomorium pharaonis (pharaoh ant)
Lineage: Eukaryota; Metazoa; Arthropoda; Insecta; Hymenoptera; Formicidae
Gene: dom
Product: helicase domino
Exons: 27
Coding region: 1318-10317 (2999 amino acids)
Cellular component (GO): Swr1 complex
Molecular function (GO): ATP hydrolysis activity; ATP-dependent chromatin remodeler activity; histone binding
Source: RefSeq, a predicted model, not a curated record